Molecule: messenger RNA, 648 nt
Organism: Enterobius vermicularis (human pinworm)
Lineage: Eukaryota; Metazoa; Nematoda; Chromadorea; Rhabditida; Oxyuridae
Source: the annotation of a GenBank genome assembly
AUGUUUUUGGUUGCAGGCCAAAAGGAGAAAUAUCUGUAUUCAUUUUUGGCCGAUCUAAUUGAGGAAGAAAAUUUGCCAUGUGUUGACAAAAAAAUGGAACCAUUUCAUCAGGUUUUCAAAAAGCAGGUCAUUAUAAUGGAUCAGUUUGCAAAAAUUUUGCGCUUUUUCUUAAAAGAAGUGAGCGCUGUAAGUGAAGGACGUAUCGAUCUGGAAAGUAAUGAGCUUGUUAGAAGAUUCUUUGCCGCAAUUUUCGAUGAGAUGAAAAAUCUAAGUCAGUUAAGUUCCAAGGUUUCACAGAUGGCAAUGUAUCGAAAACAUGCCGACAUUGCCAAAGCAGAACUCCCAGUUUCUGUCAAGUGUCAUUACAUUAGUACACGUCGAGAACUUGUCAGAGAUAUUCGAAAGCAAACUUCAAAUCUCAAAAGUAUUGUGCAUCUGACAGAAGGAACAAUGGAAUUGGUUAAUUCGGUGAUGCACAUGGUAAAGCCAAUCAACUCAACAGAUUUUUUUGACCGUUUCAACGACCUAAAAAGUCAGCUGCAAGAGCAACAAAGCCCCGCAAAAAACACCGACGAAAGAAAGAAAAAGCCGAAUAAAGCUGUCUCGAAUUGGGCAGACUUAGCAAAAGCUUUACCAAAAUAUCUAUAA